Messenger RNA from Xenopus tropicalis (tropical clawed frog), 2014 nucleotides. RefSeq lists its product as uncharacterized. The transcript has a single exon. Bases 285 to 1646 code for a protein of 453 amino acids. The record is from RefSeq and is a predicted model, not a curated record. Lineage: Eukaryota; Metazoa; Chordata; Amphibia; Anura; Pipidae.
GGACCCCCUCCCCUGUGUUCCCUGGAAUCUACCUUAGCUGGGGCAAGAAGAUUCCCCCCAACUGUGUGUAUUUCCCUAUUCCCUAAGGAACAGGCUGGCUACCACCUACUGGCUUAUGGGAACCUGCUGAUGGCUACUUGCCAUUUCUCCAAUAAACGCCUCAUCCUGUGAUACCAACUGUUUGCUCUUUGGGUCCUGCCCUAUGUCUGGGAACUCACGGCCCUGAGGUUGUGACAUAAUUUGGUGGCAGCAGUGGGAUAGGAUCCCAGGACCCAACUGGCACCAUGAGCACCCCACCUGGAUUCUACGCUGACCCAUUGGAUCUCUUCGCUUGCAUGGAUUACUCCUGGACUCCAGAGAUCCCUACUGAUCCCAGAGAGAGGACCCUGUUCUGGCUGAGAUGUGAGUCACUGGGACUAUCUGGGGAUGAGGGUCUGGCAUAUGGAGUAGGGCAGUUAGUGGCAGGAGAGGCAGACCUGGAGGAUGGGUACUAUGUUCUGCAGCGCACCAUGCACCAACCAGGUGGGAGAUAUUGGCACAGUCCCUAUACAGUGCUCCCGCUUCCCUGUAGCUUGGCGGAAUGGCACAGCCAAUGGGAGAGGCUGAAUUUCUGUGACUAUAGCACCUUUGUGGGUAACCCAGAGGAGGAAUUCCAUACCCUCUAUGCACAGCGCUUCUUUUAUAUAGGAAUGAAUGAUACAGAGGAACGGAGGGACUGGCUUGCUGACCUGGUGUAUCAGGAACUGGAAUUGAUAAAAGAGUAUGGGAGUAUCCAGGAAUUGGAAAACCAACGCAAGGAAGCACUGAGGGUAUGUGCACCAUCUUUUUGUGGUUUUCAGCAGGCACAGCCAUGUCUUGGUACUGUAGGUCCAAAAGACUUUCACUUACCCCCCAGUACAGUCAGUGCCGGGGUGGGGGAGGAACAAGAAGCUUCCCAAACAACUUUAUUUUGGUCCCCAAGUGAAAUCCCUGUUUGUUUAGAGUUCAGUGGUUGUGUUACCCCUGGGCUGGCAGAACCCGAGAGUGGGUGCUGCCAUUUUAAAGGCUUGGCAGAGGCUGAGGCCUCCCCAAGUGAAAUCCCAGUCUGUAUGGAGUCCAGUGGUUGUGUUACCCCUGUGCUGGUAGAACCGGAGAGUGGGUGCUGCCACUUUAAAGGCUUGGCAGAGGCUGAGGCCUCCCCAAGUGAAAUCCCUAAUUGUGUGGAGCCUGGAGCUGCUCAGUUUGAAAAAAUCUCCAAGGAGGGAAGAGAUGAGGAUUCCCCACUACCUGAGUUGUUGCUGGCUGGAGAGGAACAGGACCAAGAGGAAAGCAUUGCUCAGGAUUCCCCAAUGUCUAUCAGAGCAGUCAGUUCUGGGAAUGGAGUAAGGGGCACCCCAAAAGCACAACGUGUAACCAGGGCAGUUGUUCCGGAAACCCCCUCUGGCAGACAACAAGGCCAGAGAAUUACCCCACAGAGAAAUAAAACACUGGUGAGUCCCCGUGCUGUCCCUACAAUAUCUCCCAGAUGGAGGGGUCCCCCAUUGUGUAAUGUUACAGGGACCGGGGCCUUGAGAAAGGUUUGGUGGAACUUAGAAUUAAAGGAAAGACAGGGGGAUAAACAUUUGUCUAAUACUCUUUGGGGUCCACUGGUCAUUGGGGUCACUUGAAGAUGAGUCACCUUGGCCUGACUGCUUGGGGGGGGGGGGAAUACAGACUGUACCACCUGGGAUUGUUCCCUUCUCCCUGGAAGGCCCCUUUAUUGUCCUGGAGGCCAGAACUGUGACAUUACAGGGUCGCCCAUAUGGAGGAGAGAGGGUUAAUGACGGCCGCCCUGAAAUAUCCCUCUUAGAUCCUGUGGGUUCUGUUUACACCCCAUCUUUUUAUUCCUGUUUUGCCAAUAUGCCCCCCCCAAGGAACUAAAGACUUUUGCUUUAUGGGAAUUGGCUAGUGAGGCUGCUGGGAACCUGUGUAGGCCCCCAGCAGGCUCACUAUUUGGGAAGGGGGAGAAAUGUGACAUAACAAACUGUAUAAGUUG